AUGUUCCAGAUCCGCGAGACCAAGGUCCAGCAGGGUGAGGCGGGGGGGAUCACUCAGCAGAUCGGCGCCACCUUCUUACCGCGUUCGGCGUUGGCGGAGAAGACCGCCGCCGUCAACAAGGACGCGAGCUUUGCAGUAGAGAUGCCUGGAAUGCUCAUGCUCGACACUCCCGGGCAUGAUAGCUUUGGUAAUCUUCGAAAUAGGGGCAGGAGCAUUUGUGAUAUCGCCAUUCUGGUGGUGGAUAUUACCCCCCAGACCAUCGAAUCUCUGCAGCUACUGAAGAAGGAGGAGAUACCCUUCGUUGUCGCUCUGAACAAAACCGACAAGAUAUGGAAGGACGAGGACGAGCAUUCGUCCGACUUCCGGAAGUUCUUCGGUUUUCGGAUCGAGCAGAUCAAGCUCGCAUUCGCUGAGCAAUCCACGAAUGCAGCUAUCUUCGACGAGAACCCAGAGGUCGACAUCGCCAACCGAGACCCAGACGCCGUCGCUUCCCUCGUGCCCGUCUCCGCUGUCACAGGCGAAGGCAUUCCCGACUUGCUGAAGCUGCUCGUCAACCUGACCCAGCGGGGCAUGCGGGAGGAGUUGAUAUUCUCCUCGAAGGUGGAGUGUACCAUCCUCGAGGUGAAGGAGAUCGAGGGAAUGGGGACCACGAUCGAUGUCAUCUUGACAAACGGGGUGAUGAAGGUAGGGGACAGGGUCGUGCUGAAUGGGAUGGACGGGCCAAUCGAUACAACCGUUCGAGCGCUUCUUACCCCUCAGCCGAUGCGAGAACUUCGCAUCAAGUCCGCUUACGUCCACCACAAAGAGGUCCAGGCCGCUCUCGGUGUCAAGAUCUUCGCGCAACAUCUCGACAAGGCCAUUGCCGGCGGCCCGCUGUACGUCGCGGAGGACGAGGACGAGGUGGAGUACUACAAGGAUAAGGCAAAGGGAGAACUCAACCCGCUCAACAAGUUCAUCGCCGAAUCCGGAAAGGGUGUUUGGGUUCAGGCAUCUACCCUCGGCUCGCUCGAAGCGCCCCUCACCUUCCUUCAACAUGAGGAGAUUCCAGUCGCGGACUUCGGUCUCGGUCGCAUCCACAGGAAGACGAUCGUACGCGCAGCAAACAUGGCGGACAAGGCGCCCCAGUACGCAGUCAUCCUGGCCUUUGAUGUCGAGAUUGAUGCAGAAGUAGCGGAGUUGGCACAGAAGUCGGGGUUGAAGGUGUUUUCGGCUCUGAGCAUUUAUCAUCUCCGAAACGCUUCCAAGGUAUACAUGGCCGAGGUCGCGGAAGCGAAGCGGCAGGCCGCUAUGCCAAACGCCGUAUGGCCCUGCCGCCUCAGGAUUCUGCAAGCCUUCACCCAUAGGGAUCCCAUCAUCCUUGGGGUGGAUCUUAUUGAGGGAACACUGAAGGUGGGCACGCCGGUGGGGGUCUUGAGGAGGGAUAAGGCGUCGGGGCAUAGGGAAAUAAUCAAGCUUGGGAAAAUCACUUCUAUUGAGAUCAAUCACAAAUCAUUCGCCGAAGUAAAGCGUGCCCAGAUAGGGGCGGGGGCAGCUGUCAAGAUCGAAAGAGCACCGCACGAAGCGGCCAAAUUGUAUGGCAGGCAUUUCGAUGAUAAGGAUGAAGUCGUCUCCCUUCUGUCGCGUAUGAGUAUCGAGACCCUGAAAUCGGACACCUUCCGCAAGGAGGUUGAGAUGAGAGACUGGGCGCUCAUCAAGAGGAUGAAGGUGGAGCAGGGGAUCCAGUAG
Molecule: messenger RNA, 1725 nt
Organism: Dioszegia hungarica
Lineage: Eukaryota; Fungi; Basidiomycota; Tremellomycetes; Tremellales; Bulleribasidiaceae
Product: P-loop containing nucleoside triphosphate hydrolase protein
Exons: 9
Coding region: 1-1725 (574 amino acids)
Molecular function (GO): GTPase activity; translation initiation factor activity; GTP binding
Source: RefSeq, a predicted model, not a curated record